AUGACCGCGACAACAGCUCCCAAGCCGAAUGGCAAUGGAAAACACGAGGUCAAGAUUCUCAUGCUUCAUGGCUACACACAAUCUGGCGCUCUAUUCCGAGCCAAAACUCGUGCCUUGGAGAAGACACUUGUCAAAUUACUCAACCCUGUCUCACUUCUCCCUGUCUUCCUUUAUGCCACUGGUCCCAACCGUCUAAGUCCAGAAGACAUCCCAGGCUAUCAACCCCCUGAGGAGCCCCAGCCAGAGGACUACCAACCCGAUACAUGGGCAUGGUUCCGCAAAGAUGAAGCCACCGGAAAUUAUCGACUGUUCGACGAGGGCAUGGCUACCGUUGGACAGGCCAUUCGAGAAGCAGAGGGCAUCGAUGCAGUGUGUGGUUUCAGCCAGGGUGGUGCCAUGGCCGCUCUUGUAGCAGCUGCUCUUGAGCCAGAACGCACUCUGCCUGAAGGAAGGGAGGGAGAUUGGGCGAGAGGCCUCAGAGAAGCAAACUCUGGAAAGGCUCUUAAGUUCGUCAUUUCGUACUCCGGAUUUUGGGCCACCCCCAACUCGCUCCAGUUCUGCUAUGAGCCCAAGAUCAAGACUCCUUCGUUACACUUCCUUGGUAGUCUUGACACAGUGGUUGACGAGAGUCGAAGCAGAGCUCUCACAGAUCGCUGUCAAGACCCUCUCGUACUUGUUCACCCAGGAGGUCACCACGUACCUGUGUCCAAACAAUGGGCAGCGCCUCUGGCUGGCUUCAUCAAGGAGCAUGGUCAGAAUAAUGAGCCUAAAGCAGAGCUGUAA
Messenger RNA from Fusarium tjaetaba, 783 nucleotides. Its product is annotated as serine hydrolase FSH. Gene Ontology annotation, cellular component: nucleus; cytoplasm. Bases 1 to 783 code for a protein of 260 amino acids. The transcript is spliced from 2 exons. The record is from RefSeq and is a predicted model, not a curated record. NCBI's taxonomy places the organism in Eukaryota, Fungi, Ascomycota, Sordariomycetes, Hypocreales, Nectriaceae.